Molecule: messenger RNA, 1531 nt
Organism: Nilaparvata lugens (brown planthopper)
Lineage: Eukaryota; Metazoa; Arthropoda; Insecta; Hemiptera; Delphacidae
Exons: 8
Coding region: 288-1493 (401 amino acids)
Biological process (GO): sensory perception of smell; detection of chemical stimulus involved in sensory perception of smell
Cellular component (GO): plasma membrane
Molecular function (GO): odorant binding; olfactory receptor activity
Source: RefSeq, a predicted model, not a curated record
UCAGUGUUGGGCAGCAACUGAGGACUCAUCUAGCUGUAGCUCGUUUCCGAGAUUUCACUUCAAGUUCAAUAGUUUCAGUUUCAAUCACCUGUUUAGAACACUCUCUUCCAAGUUACAAACUUGUUUAGUUUGAAACAAUGUUUACUCCAUGAACCAACAACUUCCAUAUGUAGAAUCUACUAAAAAAGAAAUUGAAGAUACUUUGAGCGUAAAAGUUUGUUUAACUUUUCCAUCGCAUCGUCAAUAUCGGAGAGAUUAGAAUUCCAAGUAUUUCAGAGAGAGGGGAAAUGGCUAAAACGGAGAACCCAUUAACUGAGGAAAGUCUUUUAGCCGAUUUCGGAGAUAGAAGAGUCACAGGAAAAGGGACGGUAUUGUUUUUUGCCCUGACGUGGGCGCUACAGAUCAAUCUGAUUUUCUGCCUCACCUAUGAGUGGCCUGACUUCUUGAACAGGAUUCUCGCCAUGAAAGAGAUACUCAUGUCCUGCUUCGCUACCAGCGGAUAUUUAGUACAGCAAGACAUGCUUGUGUUGGAGAACAAAAUUGUUACAAGAUACAUAAAAAACAUUAAAUACCACAACACAUCUUUGGAACGAGAUCGUCUUAUCACAGACACAAACAAAUUCAUCAAAUGGUUCUGUGGGUUGUCGGUCAAAGCGUUCAAGUGCAUGUUCAUAUUUUCAAGUUGCCUACCAAUGUUGCAAGUUUCUAUUGUACUGGCAAGAGCAUAUUUCACAGGAGCUAAACUUGAGAAAGUGCCUUUCGUUGUGUAUGUGUAUGUGCCUCAACGGUUCAGAACGAUUCCCGGCUACUUGACGGCACAGUUGCUGUGUUUCACGUGGUAUGGACUUGUCUCAUAUAUGUGGUCACUCAGCUACAAGGUGUACCUGGUUUCCUUGAAGUGUCUACAGACUGAGAUGGAUCUACUGUGCCAGUCUUUGGACGAGAUAGGCUCUAUGUCAGGAAGUGGCAACGAGUCAAUUCUGGUGUACAAAUCGGACACUGAGAAAGUGCAAGGCAAUGAGGAGGAUGAAUUGAGGCAUUUCUUCUCAUCGAUAGUCCAGCAUCAUCAGCAUAUUCUAAGGUCGAUGUCACUACUAUCAAAACACUUGAAGCUAGUGAUUGUUACGUUUUUGAAUAUUUAUGGACUCCAAACUUGUUUAUACAUGAUCUUCUUGUUGAAGAUGAAAGAAACAGGCAUACGUAUAAAAUAUGCUAUACUUUACACGGUGGUUAUGGUCAUAAUGUAUUCGUGUACGAGGAGCGGACAAGUCAUAAAAAAUAAGGGAGACCAGAUCCGCAUGGCGUUUUAUGAGUGUGGAUGGGUUAAUAAGCCGCAAUGGAUGAAACGCUCUCUGCUGGUGAUGAUGACUAAAGCCAUUGAGCCAAUCGAAUUCAAACCAUUUGGCCUCUAUGUCGUCGAUUUGAACUGUAUGGCCAACAUCCUGAAAGCGACUUACACAUACUUCAACAUAGCCAACGAGUUUAUCAAGUGAUCACUGUGUCUCAUUGUGUUGAAUGGAUGUGAAUCUUA